Molecule: messenger RNA, 2136 nt
Organism: Hyposmocoma kahamanoa
Lineage: Eukaryota; Metazoa; Arthropoda; Insecta; Lepidoptera; Cosmopterigidae
Product: zinc finger protein 2 homolog
Exons: 11
Coding region: 165-1799 (544 amino acids)
Biological process (GO): regulation of transcription by RNA polymerase II
Cellular component (GO): nucleus
Molecular function (GO): DNA-binding transcription activator activity, RNA polymerase II-specific; RNA polymerase II cis-regulatory region sequence-specific DNA binding
Source: RefSeq, a predicted model, not a curated record
UCACUGACCCUAGUUCACUCAUUUGUUAAAAUCAGUUAGGCCCUGCCUGAAAGUGCAUUUUGGUGUGCAAAUCAAGGUAUUAAUAUUGACAACUUACUAGGAUCCCAGGAUCUCUGCCAUGUAUAUGGAUUCCACAAUCAAGGCAUCAUAAGAAAUUCGAAAAUAUGAUGUUCGACCCUCCAGAUUUUCCUUACAAAGAAUUAUGUGAUACUCUUAGAGAUCAGUAUGAUACCGACGACCUUCUUUUGACUCAUGACACCACACAUGGCGAUCUUGUAUCCAGCAACAAAAGUCUGGCAGAAGUAACCGAGCAAAUGAUUACCAGUGUUGAGAAUCAGUUAUCUUUUCAUUCGAACGACAAUGGCCGAUUCUUCAACGUUGAAAAUAAUUCCUUUUUAGAUACGAACAGCAGCACUCAGAAUACAGAACUCUACAUCGUUCAGCCAUCAGAUAAUUUGUUUAACUAUGAACCUAAUUUGUUAGAUGAAAAUACGGUUAAUCAGUUUUUGUUACCGCUGCAAAAUUCUUCUGAAAAUAAUAAGGAUGCAGAAAGCACUGGCCCGGACUUACUAGCGUUACAUUCUUGCGUUAUAUGCCACGAUAUAUUUACCACUGACUCUGACCUCUUGGACCACACCAUCUCUGUCCACGCAUCGGAUACGCCUAUAGACCAAAGGCAAAAUAACUUACCUGACCCUAGUCGACCAGAACCUUUGCCUAUUGAAGAAUCAAGCAACGGGAGCAUAGACUUCGAAGCCGAGUGGCUGGUGUGUUCUGUCUGCUCUCGAGUUUUAUCUACUGCUUUGGAAAUAGAACCAAGUGAACAACUGUGCUGCAACCCUGGAGCGGACAAGCCCAGCGUAUCGUCCCGCAAGCUGCAUACAAUGUACGUGUGCGACUUUUGCAGUGGUCUUUUCGCCGACGGAGAGGCCCUCGAUAGGCAUCGGUUGACAUGCUUUAUUCAGGAUCAACCGACUUAUUUCCCUGAUCAAUUGAACACAGCAAAUGUACCCUCCACACAAAGUCCCGAAGUUUUGUUUUCCUGCGACUCUUGCGGCAAGCAAUAUGUUUCCACGGAAGAACUGAAGAUCCAUACCAUAGAAUGCCAAAGACCCGUACCAGUUUCUCGUAGGAGUGAUAGACGAGCGUAUACAACUGCGAACAGCAACAAAAUGUGGAAUUGCGGAUCUUGCAAUCAAUUGUUUGCUACUGCUAGAGAACUAUAUCGUCACAAACGUGGCGAAGACCGGCCACCAGGGGCUCCCCUUAUGGCGUAUGUCUGCGAGGAAUGUGAUAAAGUUUUAGGAAGUAUGUGUGCAUUGCACACACAUAAAAAAAUGCAUAAGGUUUCUAAACCGGGUUACCCGUGCCGCGUGUGUGGACGCCGCUUUAACCAGUCGGGCCACCUCGCUAUCCACAUGCGCAUGCAUACUGGCGAGCGGCCUUAUCCUUGUGACCUCUGUCCCAAGGCCUUUAAAGUCAAGGUGGAGCGCGACGAUCACCGGCGCACGCACACUGGCGAGCGGCCCUUCGCGUGCAGCGCCUGCCCUAAGACGUUCACCGCCGCCGCACGCUUGCGUGAACAUGCGCGCAUUCACACUGACCAGAGACCAUAUCGAUGCGACAUCUGUGGCGCGGCGUUUCGCCGGCCGUACGCCCGCACCGUGCACACCCUUAUUCACACCGGAGAAAAACCACACGAAUGUGAUAUCUGCGGCACUGCUUUCAGACGUUCUGGCGAUAUGUGGAAACACAAGAGAACAUUACAUGGCAUCCAAGCUACGGCCCCAGAGGUUUAAUAGAAUACGACGUCAGAUUUUUUAAAUAUUUUACAUCUUGAGACAAGCUUUAUAGUGGUAAGGAAUGGAAUAAAUUUAAAAUGUACCCCUGGUUUAAUAAAGGCACAUGUAAUAAAUAAUACGUCAAAUGCGCUUUUAUCAUAUGAAAGUAUAAAAAUUAUAUGGAAUACAUGAAACAAAUUAUGUAUAUGUGAAAUUUUAUAACUCUCCUAUUUAAGCAUAACAAUGCUAUCGGUUAAUUUUUUUUCGGAGAAUCUUUAAGCCUCUGUUCCAAAAAACAUGGCCAUUUUGUGAACGUGACCUUAUUACACUAAGGGUGCGAGCAUCCAUUAUUUUU